AGUGAAGAGGUGGAAAUGAUAAGGAGAACAAAUAAGAAUACAUGUCACUUUCCAAUACCCUACUGUUUACCUAGCCUACUCUGUCCACUAACACCAUUACAAUGAGGAGCAUUGUCCACCUCUCCCAGGACCUGCCAGCCUUCUCAAGCUCCUAAUUAAACAAAGUCACUUCCAGGGUUAUACAUUUCAGCUCAAUGGACAAACCUCUACACCAUUUACUGGUUGUGUAAGAAAAAACUGACAUUCUAAGAUAAUUUUUCUAGUGUGCAUGUUUUGAUUGCUCUUAGAUUUAAUCAAGAAAAUAAACAAUAAAGACAAGACAAAAUUGCAUUGUCUCUCCUAAGGAAACAAUUAUAACAAAGCAGGAUACAUUUGAGACAUAAGGACAAGUAAUAACCAAGCGGUGCAGCAUGGUGUGGACAAAGAAACAGAUGAUACUGGCCUUCGUAAUGGUGUCAACAGGCUCCAUCAACACUAUAUCAGCCAAGUGGACAGACCGCAUUGUUUCUGAAAACCGUCAUGGCAAUGUAGUCAACUUCAACCAUCCCUUCCUUCAGGCGGACUGUAUGUUUAUGGGAGAGAUGACCUGUAUGGCUGCCUUCUACAUUUUGAGGUUCUUGCGGCGAAGAGCACGGAAAGGUGCCUCAGAAUUGGCUUUGGACUCCGACCAGAACACCAAGUUUCCACCACUCGUGUUCUACCUGCCAGCAAUAUGUGACAUGACAGCCACCUCCAUGAUGUACCUUGGCCUUACCCUCACCUAUGCUAGCUCCUUUCAAAUGCUGAGAGGAGCAGUCAUAGUGUUCACGGGACUGUUAUCAGUGGGGUUCCUUGGGCGGCGGCUGCGUUACUUCCACUGGCUGGGAAUUGUGCUUGUGCUGAUUGGUUUAGUUGUUGUGGGUCUGUCAGACUUCAUUUCCUCAAGCAAGACCAAUCAAGAUCUCAAUGGUGUUAUUACUGGUGACCUCCUCAUCAUCAUGGCACAGAUUGUCACAGCAACACAGAUGGUGAUUGAGGAAAGGUUUGUCAUCAAGCACAACAUACCACCACUCCUUGCUGUGGGGUGGGAAGGAACCUUUGGCUUUCUGACACUGUCUGUGCUGCUGGUGCCCAUGUACUACAUCCCUGCUGGCAAACUGAGUGGCAAUGAGAAUGGCACCCUAGAAGAUGCCAUUGAUGCUUUUGUGCAGAUUGGCAACAGUGCUCUUCUAGCAUUCUCCCUAUUAAUGAACAUUGUCAGUAUUGCAUUCUUCAACUUUGCUGGGAUCAGUGUGACCAAAGAGUUGUCAGCCACCACCCGCAUGGUGCUUGACUCUGUGAGGACCUUUGUCAUCUGGGUGUUCACUCUUAUUGUCCAAUGGGAGACAUUCCAGUACCUACAGCCAAUAGGGUUCAUUAUCCUGAUGUUAGGCAUGAUGCUGUACAAUGACGUUAUCAUCUUGCCAUUCCUGCGGCAGCGUGGUGUUAUACAGGAUCAGAGGGUGCUGGAAGCAAUUCCAGUGUUGGAGGAAGUGGAUGAGAAGGACAAAGGUUCAACUUAUGGUAGCACUGUUGAUCCCUUCUGAGCUUCCCUGUCACCAGUGAUUCAGCUUCAUGAGAGCACAACUUCUAUCUCUGGCAACUAAUUACUCAUGUGUACUACUUCCCAUCAAUUUUGCAUGAUCCAGAAAGUCAAUAAAAGAGGCUUAAAAGUGAACCACAAAAUAGGAAUGUGAACUCUCUUGUUAUAUGUUUAAUUUCUUUACUGUGACAAAAAUUGAUGAAAAGGGAAAAAUUUUACUAUAAAGCUCACAUUAACAUAUACAUGAAGAACAUUUCUCUAUACAAAAAAUAUGGAUCCUUAAUUACUAUUUAUGGUUAUUUUCAUGAUUAAAUACAAGCUUAAAUCAUACUGUUUCUAAGUCUGUUGUUAUUAUUCUUGAUAUCACAAUAUCAAUGAUCAUCUAGUACUGAAUCAACAUAAAAGCUAAAACUUACAUCAAAUACCUUUUACGGGUGGUGGAGGAGGCCAGAGUUUUCCAAAUGAUAAUGAGCCUCAUGCCUCUGGGAGUGACAGACCAUUCCCACUAUCACUGACAUCAGGAAAAAUAUUCCUUGUGCAGGUCCACCUGACUUGGCCACUCAACCAGUAAGCAGCAUGUGACAUCAGGGUUUUUGGGCAAAGGAUAAACAUGUAGUAUGAGAAUGGAGAAUGAAAAUUUUCAAUCUAAAUGUGAAUAUGUUCAGAAAGCUUUUGUUUAGAAGAUAUAUUGAUUUCUGAUGCCUUAAACUUACACUUAAAAGUCCAUGCAUACACAUUCAUGACAAGCAAGAGAUGAAGCAAACUCAUGACUAUUGUUAAAAAAAAAUUAAAAAAUCAUUUGCA
Molecule: messenger RNA, 2365 nt
Organism: Scylla paramamosain (green mud crab)
Lineage: Eukaryota; Metazoa; Arthropoda; Malacostraca; Decapoda; Portunidae
Product: solute carrier family 35 member F6-like
Exons: 10
Coding region: 411-1565 (384 amino acids)
Cellular component (GO): membrane; intracellular membrane-bounded organelle
Source: RefSeq, a predicted model, not a curated record